Molecule: messenger RNA, 2455 nt
Organism: Seriola dumerili (greater amberjack)
Lineage: Eukaryota; Metazoa; Chordata; Actinopteri; Carangiformes; Carangidae
Gene: smu1a
Product: WD40 repeat-containing protein SMU1
Exons: 12
Coding region: 66-1607 (513 amino acids)
Biological process (GO): mRNA splicing, via spliceosome
Cellular component (GO): precatalytic spliceosome
Molecular function (GO): protein binding
Source: RefSeq, a predicted model, not a curated record
CCUGCGCGUUGCUUUUGCUGCAGACUCAAGAGUGUCUUCUGCCUGCUAUUAUAAGAUAAAUAGUCAUGUCUCUGGAGGUGGAAUCCGCAGACGUGAUCCGUCUGAUUAUGCAGUACUUAAAAGAAAACAAUCUGCACCGGACUCUAGCCACCCUGCAGGAGGAGACCACAGUGUCUCUGAAUACUGUGGACAGUAUAGAGAGCUUUGUGGCUGACAUAAACAGUGGCCACUGGGAUACUGUCCUGCAAGCCAUCCAGUCCCUCAAGCUGCCAGAUAAGACCCUGAUAGACCUCUAUGAACAGGUUGUGUUGGAAUUGAUUGAGCUGAGAGAGCUGGGUGCAGCUCGUUCACUUCUCAGACAGACCGACCCCAUGAUCAUGCUUAAACAAACUCAACCUGAGAGAUACAUCCACCUGGAGAACCUGCUGGCUCGCUCCUACUUUGAUCCCAGAGAGGCGUACCCAGACGGCAGCAGUAAGGAGAAGCGGCGAGUGGCCAUCGCCCAGGCCCUGGCAGGGGAGGUCAGUGUGGUGCCACCCUCUCGUCUCAUGGCUCUGCUGGGACAGUCACUGAAGUGGCAGCAGCAUCAGGGACUCCUGCCUCCUGGUAUGACCAUUGACUUAUUCAGGGGUAAAGCUGCCGUCAAAGAUGUGGAGGAGGAGCGCUUCCCCACCCAGCUCAGCAGACACAUCAAGUUUGGACAGAAAUCUCAUGUGGAGUGUUCCCGAUUCUCCCCUGAUGGUCAGUACCUGGUCACCGGCUCCGUGGACGGCUUCAUUGAGGUCUGGAACUUCACCACCGGCAAAAUCAGAAAGGAUCUAAAGUACCAGGCUCAGGAUAACUUCAUGAUGAUGGACGAUGCAGUUUUGUGUAUGUGCUUCAGUCGGGACACAGAGAUGUUGGCCACUGGAGCACAAGACGGAAAGAUCAAGGUGUGGAAGAUCCAGAGUGGUCAGUGUCUGAGGAGAUUUGAACGUGCUCACAGUAAAGGAGUAACAUGUGUCAGCUUCUGUAAAGACAGCAGCCAGCUCCUCAGUGCCUCCUUCGACCAGACAAUUAGAAUCCACGGACUGAAGUCAGGUAAAACUCUGAAGGAGUUCCGCGGUCACUCCUCAUUCGUCAACGAGGCCACUUUCACUCCAGAUGGACACCACAUCAUCAGCGCUUCCUCCGACGGUACAGUGAAGGUGUGGAACAUGAAGACCACCGAGUGCACAAACACCUUCAAACCUCUGGGCACGUCGGCAGGCACAGACAUCACCGUCAACAACGUCGCCCUGCUGCCCAAGAACCCAGAGCACUUUGUAGUGUGUAACCGCUCCAACACGGUGGUCAUCAUGAACAUGCAGGGACAGAUUGUGAGGAGUUUCAGCUCCGGUAAGAGGGAAGGCGGUGACUUUGUGUGCUGCACACUGUCACCACGCGGCGAGUGGAUCUACUGCGUGGGUGAAGACUUUGUGCUCUACUGCUUCAGUACAGUCACAGGCAAACUGGAGAGAACGCUGACGGUCCACGAGAAGGACGUGAUCGGCAUCGCCCACCACCCCCACCAGAACCUCAUCGGCACCUACAGUGAGGACGGCCUGCUGAAGCUCUGGAAGCCUUGAGUUUUGAGCCCAAACUGAGACUGAACGUUCUCACUCAGCAGCUGCUCUCCUCACUCUGGACACUGCUCUGCCCUUUGUGUUUUGUUUGUGUCAUUUUGCAGACUCCUAGGUCCACAUUGACUCAAAGGUUUGGAUGUACAUGUUGACGAUCUCUGUUGCAGUGUCAGUUUUACACAUUUAGCUGCAUGUUUCCAUUUGAAAUUGGUAGUGUGUGUAAUGAAUAAAAAAGCAGACUGUACAGGUGUUUUAGGAUGUUUUUUGUAUUAUUGAAAACAUGCAGCUGAAUGUUGACACUUUAUGGUGUUAAGAGUUUUCACAGCAGAGCCUUAUUUACCUCAACCCAUGAGAGUAAAAGUUCAUUUUUAGAUUAAUGGUCACUUCUUAAAAUAUAAUACGAAAGUUUUUUGUUUUUUUUAUCGGAAAUGUGUCGUUCAAUUUCUAAAAUAUUUCAUUUUCAGUCCUUCAGUGCUUAACUUUUACACAGCUUAUGAAUUUGUAAGAGUGGGUAUCAUGUUAUUCAAGUGGGGGAUGUGAAGCAGACACACUUGAUCAUUGCAAAUACUCUUUAACUGUACUCAAGAAAGGUGCCUAUAUAUUUGUCCAGAUAGUGGAAAAAAAAAGCCCAUUACAGUGAUUAUUACACAUUUUCAGUUGCUUUUCAGAUAGAUAAGGUUCUGCUGUUCAACACCUCACUGACAUUUUUCAGAGCCCUCCUACAUCAGACACAGGGCAGUUGUCAGAUGUUUGGGGUGAGGAGUGUAGAUACUAGACUUAUUUCUUGUUUUUGAAAAUUCCAUUUUUUGUAAAUAUAUUUUUUAAUAGCAUUUUUUUUUUUUUUUUUCAAAAAG